AUGAGUACCGGCCAGUCAAACACCGGUUCUAAGAAGCUCUCCAACAACCCAAACUUUGUGUUGGAAGAAGAACAAAACCGCCGCCGCGCCGCCGGCGCUUGCAUCAAGUGCGGCAAAUUAGGUCACAAGUUUGCGGAAUGCCACACGGGCUGGAAGGCCACCCCUAUCAAGGAUAAGGGGAAGGCUAAAGAGACCGCCAAGAUUGGCAAAGACUCCAAGUACCAAUUGGGAAAAGAAAUCUCCCCACUCUUCACUAUUUCAAUCAAGCCAGAGAAACAAGCGGACCCCUUAGAAGUCCUGAUAGAUUCAGGCGCCACAUCAUUGUUCCUACACCCACACACUGCUGAGGCAUUACGCCUACCCCUCAUAGACCUCCCUACACCCCGCACCGUUACUAUGCUUGAUGGGUCGAGCCCCCAGGCUGGCAAAAUCUGGAAGAAGGCCAUACUGACCUUUUCCUUUGAUGGCAAACAAAUGACAGAGACCUUCCUAAUCUGCAACACAGGAUCUCACGCCGCUAUCCUAGGAUUGAAGUGGUUAGACGCCCACAACCCGGAGAUUGAUUGGAAUCUGCGCACCCUCUCCUUUCCUCACACCCCACCGGAACAAGUAACCAUUGCCGAAGAGGAGGAAGCCAACAAAAACCCUCUUGAAGGAGUACCCCCUGAGUACCAUCAGUAUGCUAAGGUAUUUGGGGAAGAAGAAUUCAACAAGCUCCCUCCGCACCGGCAUUACAACAUUGGAAUCAAGCUCACGGAAGAAGGGCCCCUCAACUCCCCCCUCUACAGUAUGACAGACGCUGAGUCCGCCACACUCAAGGACUGGCUCAGGGACGAGUUGAAAGCUGGGAAGAUCCAACCCAGUAAAUCCUCAAUCAGUUCCCCCGUCAUGUUUGUUCCAAAAAAGGAUGGUUCCCGCCGAUUAGUAGUUGAUUACCAACGCCUAAAUAACCGGACAAAAAAGAACGUUUACCCGCUACCCCGUCCUGAUGACCUCAUGGCCCAGCUCUGCGGCGCCAAGAUAUUCACCAAAUUAGAUCUAAGAUGGGGUUACAACAACGUCCGUGUCAAGGAGGGUGACGAAUGGAAAACUGCCUUCCAAACAAAGUAUGGCCUUUACGAGUCCCUGGUGAUGACCUUUGGUUUAACAAAUGCCCCCGCCGCCUUCCAGCACUUCAUGAACAAACUGUUCAAGGAUUUAUUGGAUGUAUGCGUCAUCAUCUACCUUGAUGACAUCCUCAUUUACUCCAAGGAUAACGCUUCCCACACCCGGCACGUCCAUGAAGUCCUACGGCGCCUUAUGGAAAAUCAACUGUUUUGUAAAGCCUCAAAGUGCACCUUCCACGUGACAUCUGUGGAAUACCUGGGUAUUAUUGUCUCGGAUAAAGGCUUCAGUUUGGAUAAGCUCAAAAUCCAGGCUGUCCAAGAAUGGCCUACUCCUACCAAAAUCAAAGAGGUUCAAUCAUUCUUGGGAUUUGCCAACUUCCUCCGCCGAUUCAUUGCCAAUUUCAGCCACAUGGCUAGGCCGUUACACAACCUAGUCAAGAAGGACACUCCUUGGAAAUGGGAUACAAAGGAACAAGAAGCUUUCCAAGGGUUGAAGGACGCAAUCACCAACGCCCCUGUCCUCUGCCAUGCGGACCCUGCCAAACCCUACUUCCUGGAAACAGAUGCAUCCGGCGCGGCCCUUGGUUCUAUACUCAGUCAACGGCAGGAAGAUGGUUGCUUACACCCCCUUGGUUUCCUCUCUGAAUCAUUCAAAGGAGCCAAGCAGAAUUAUGACACACACAAUAAGGAGCUCCUAGCAAUCAUUUGCUCCUUUGAGUACUGGCGCAUAUUCCUGGAAGGGACUCUAUACCCCAUCACCGUAUUCACCAAUCACUGUAACCUGGAAUACUGGAAAGAAUCCCGGACGUUCAACCGCCGCCAUGCAAGAUGGCACCUUUUAUUGGCCGGAUACAACUUCCAGAUAGUAUACCGUCCCGGCAAACAAUCCGGUAAACCCAAUGCCCUGUCACAACGUUCUGACCAUGCGGACAUUCCCCCUGCCAAUCAAACCAUGCUACCCAACCCCGUAUUCACCAACGUUGCCCUAGUCACCCCUGAGAGGGAGCUCCAACGCCAAAUCAAAGGCGCCCUUGACCAAGACAAAUCACUAGAGGAAAUAUUACAAUUCCUCCAAAAUGAGUCAAAGGCACCCCCGUCCAUCAAACGCGCGUUCAAAGAUUACAAAAUGGAAGCGGGCCUACUCUUCUACCAAGGACAAAUUGUGGUCCCUGACGUUGGAACGCUGAGAACGGAACUACUUUGUAUCUUCCAUGACAGCCCAUUGGCUGGACACCCUGGGAGGCAGCAAACGUUAGAAUUGAUCUGCAGGAAUUACUAUUGGCCUGGCAUCCGCGCCAACACCUAUUGGCACGUGGAUUCCUGUGAAACCUGCCAGCGUAUUUGCAAACCAAAGUAUGCUUCAAUUCCCCUGCAGCCACUAGAAAUCCCAUCCAGACCCUGGCAACAUAUCUCUUAUGACAUGAUAGUAGAUUUGCCCAAGGACGGGAAUUUUGACUCCAUCUUGGUUAUCAUUGACAGCUUCACUAAGUACGGCAUCUUCAUCAAAUGUUCAAAAAAGUUGAAAGCGCCCAAACUAGCAGACCUAUUCCUGGAAAAUGUCUGGAAACGCCAUGGGAUGCCGGAAAAGACGAUAUCAGACAGGGGAAGGGUGUUCAACAAUAAGUUCCUAAAAGCCCUGUACAAACGCUUAGGAAUAGACCCCCACUACUCUUCAGCCUAUCACCCCCAAAGUGAUGGACAGACAGAACAAGUAAACCCGUCCAUUGAACACUUCCUAAGGGCAUACUCUGGCAUCAACCAACGGGACUGGACAAAGUGGCUCCCCAUGGCGGAAUUUGCUUACAAUAAUGCCGUACACAGUAGCACCGGAAAAACUCCUUUCAAAGCCCUGUACGGAUGGGAACCCACCUUAACCCCAUCCAACGUACCAACAGAUGUUCCAGAAGCAGACAACCUUGCCCAGGCAAUGGAAGCCCAAUGGAAGGAAGUAGAAUCCGCCUUACAGCAAUCUAAGCAACGGAUGGUAGCUGGAGAAGACGGAAACCCAGUAGAAUUUGAGAUUGGAGAGGAAGCAUGGUUGGACUCCAGAAACGUAAACCUCAAGACCCUGAGCCCAAAGCUAACCAAGCAACGCUUAGGACCAUUCAAGGUCAUCGAGAAGAUCUCCAACCGCGCCUACCAACUCAAGCUACCUCCAACUAUGCGUAUCCACAAUGUUUUCUAUGUGGGGCUCCUAUCCAAGGUCAAAAGGGACAAGAAGCGCACCUUUGAAAAUUGCCCCCCACCAGUCACCAUAGACGGAGAAGAGGAAUAUGAGGUGGAAGGGAUCACUGAUGCCAAAGAAAGGAACGGAGAAUGGUUCUUCCAAGUCAAAUGGAAGGAAAAAUACAAAAAGGACAUGAAAAAGAAGGCCCUUGGCGCUGCCAAGGCCCUUAGAGGGGGGGCAGUGUCGUAG
Molecule: messenger RNA, 3522 nt
Organism: Rhizoctonia solani
Lineage: Eukaryota; Fungi; Basidiomycota; Agaricomycetes; Cantharellales; Ceratobasidiaceae
Product: Retrotransposable element Tf2 protein
Exons: 3
Coding region: 1-3522 (1173 amino acids)
Biological process (GO): DNA integration
Molecular function (GO): zinc ion binding; nucleic acid binding
Source: RefSeq, a predicted model, not a curated record